This is a messenger RNA of Tupaia belangeri chinensis (Chinese tree shrew), 1645 nucleotides long. RefSeq names its product RNA 5'-phosphate and 3'-OH ligase 1 (gene RLIG1). The coding region runs from base 22 to 999 and encodes 325 amino acids. NCBI's taxonomy places the organism in Eukaryota, Metazoa, Chordata, Mammalia, Scandentia, Tupaiidae. The transcript has 7 exons. Gene Ontology annotation, biological process: response to reactive oxygen species. The record is from RefSeq and is a predicted model, not a curated record. Gene Ontology annotation, molecular function: RNA ligase (ATP) activity.
GCACUGUCGGUGGGGCUCACCAUGAGGCGCCUGGGCUCAGUGCAGCGGAAAAUGCCUUGUGUGUUUGUGACGGAGGUGAAGGAGGAACCGUCUGCCAAGAGGGAGCAUCAGCCAUUUAAAGUUUUGGCAACUGAAACUCUAAGUCACAAGGCAUUAGCUGCAGAUAUAUACAAUGCAGUUCCAACAGAAAAAGUGGAUGGGACAUGUUGCUAUGUUACUACCUACAAAGGUCAGCCGUACCUUUGGGCUCGACUAGAUAGAAAACCCAACAAACAAGCUGACAAAAGAUUUAAAAAUUUUCUUCAUUCAAAAGAAAACUCAAAAGAAUUUUUUUGGAAUGUCGAAGAGGACUUCAAACCUGUUCCAGAGUAUUGGAUGCCAGCUAAGGAAAUAGAACAAUUAAAUGGGAAUCCAGUGCCUGAUGAAAAUGGACACAUUCCUGGUUGGGUACCAGUAGAGAAAAACAACAAACAGUAUUGCUGGCAUUCCUCUGUAGUUAAUUAUGAAUUUGAAAUUGCCUUGGUACUAAAGCAUCAUCCUGACGAUUCUGGACUAUUGGAAAUCAGUGCAGUGCCACUAUCAGAUCUCUUAGAACAAACACUGGAGCUUGUAGGAACAAAUAUCAAUGGAAACCCAUACGGAUUAGGAAGCAAGAAGCAUCCAUUACAUCUUCUUAUACCACACGGAGCAUUUCAAAUAAGAAAUCUACCUCCAUUGAAGCACAAUGAUCUCUUGUCCUGGUUUGAAGGUUGUAGAGAGGGGAAAAUCGAAGGAAUAGUUUGGCAUUGCAGUGAUGGCUGUUUAAUUAAGGUCCAUCGGCAUCAUCUUGGUUUAUGCUGGCCAAUUUCAGAUACUUACAUGAAUUCAAAGCCAGUUAUUAUCAACAUGAACCUGAACAAAUAUGAUUAUACCUUUGAUACUAAGUGUCUAUUUUAUCAUUUUUCAAAAAUAGAUAAUCAGAAAUUUGGUAGGCUAAAAGAUAUAAUGCUGGAUGUAUAAAGUGGAAAUGCAAUUAAAAUUAGCUUUGUUAUUGUUAUAUUUGAAUCUCAAAUAUCCUGCAAUGUUUAAAAAGGUAAAAAUAUCUCAAGUUGUUCAUUGUAAAACAUAUCAAUGUAUCUAAUAGCAUUUCAAGAAAUUAAUUUGUCAGUUGCAAAUAGCUACUCAUAGUUUUAUUUUCAGCAAAUUAAUUUUAACCACUGGACAUACAAAUGUAAGCAACAGUAAGCUCCUAAGCUUGUACAAAGGUUGGAUUCUGUCCAUUAUAACUAGAUGGUAAUUUAAAAAGAACAAUUAAACUAACAAUUUUUUCAAAAUUAAAUAGUUCAAGCUUAAUUUAAUUUUAAGCAAAAUAUGUGGCUUAAUCUCAACCUGUAUAUAUAAAUAAGAUUUGAGAAUCUUAAAAUGUAUAUAAAUAAGUAUACGAGUACAUAUAAAACAACUUUAAAUAUUAAAAUUGUUAAAGUUUACUCUCACACUAUUUAAAAAACUGAAAACAUGAAUGUAGAGAUAUUCACCAUUACUUGUUUAUUUGGUGGCCACAACUUAUUUUAAAAGUCUUCAAAAAUAUAUAUUUCUAAUAAUUUAAAACUUUCAUAUCAUUUUAUUUAAUGAAAAUUCUAAUUUAGGUAAAGGUACAAGAUACUCA